Phoenix dactylifera (date palm) is the source of this 1845-nucleotide messenger RNA. NCBI's taxonomy places the organism in Eukaryota, Viridiplantae, Streptophyta, Magnoliopsida, Arecales, Arecaceae. The record is from RefSeq and is a predicted model, not a curated record.
CAUUGCCAGCGAGCAGAGACCGCGUUAAUAAUACGAAUAUAGCCCUUGUAUAUUCGCUUUGGGAAAACAGAUCUUGCCACCGCCAUGGCUUACGAUCCCACGAACGACGUCGAUCGACUCUUCGCUUGCUUCAAGUGCGGAAUCUCCACUCCUGAAUCCGCACUGAAAGAAAGGAAAUCCUGGCUGGAGAGAUCCAAGACAGCGAGCUUGGCGAAAAGGGGAGCCUCUCCAGUGGCCGAAUUGGUGACACCGACCUCAUCUAGGCAAGAUGAGCAGGUUUCACCUAAUAAAGAGGAGCCUGUUGUAUCAACAUCUGUUGCAAUUAAAUCUAAUAAAAGCAAGCAGAUCUCUCCAAUUGUCUUUUAUGGUUCCCCACAUGGUGCUCCAGUAAAAAGGCCAUCACAAUUAUUGCGGUUAUUACGUGAAAUUCAUGUUGAUCUCAGAGAGCAGAAUAGUCUGAUCCCCAGGAAGGAGGUCUGGGCUACUUUUCCUAGACAAGAUGAGGCAAUGAGAUUCUGUAAUACACAUGCACAUGCUAAUGUGUUUAGUUAUCAAGAUCACUUAAGUGGGCAAAGACGAUUUCUUGUGUCUACAUAUGAUGAGUUCUGGAGAAGGUACAAAAACAUGGAUUCCAAAUUACGUCACCAUUAUGAAGUUAUUCAAGAGGGUGUUCCUUGCCACUUGUAUUUUGAUCUGGAAUUUGACAAGAAGAUCAACAAUGAUAGAAAUGUAGAUGAAAUGGUAGACACCUUGAUAUUUAUCACUUAUAAAGUCUUAUUUGAGAAAUACUUUAUACAAGGAAAUGAAGAAUGGGUGGUAGAGCUUGAUUCAUCUACCAAAGAAAAAUUUUCGCGUCAUUUGAUCAUCCGCAUUCCAAAGACUGCCUUUAAGGACAACUCACAUGCUGGUGCAUUUGUUUCGGAGGUAUGUUCACGUAUUGCAAGUUUACGGGGAAGUGAUCCACAGUCUGACAAAUUGUACACUAGGAAAGACACGAGCUGUCCUGAAUCCUUGUGUCAGCUUUUUUUGGACACUGCUGUUUAUUCUCGAAAUCGUUGUUUCCGUCUAGCUUUCUCAUCAAAAGCUGGAAAAACUUCUUUCCUGAUGCCCACUGGACGUUUCAAAUGUAGGAAUAUGAGCAAGCAGCAGGUGUUCAUGGAAUCCCUCAUCUGCAGAAUGGAUGUUGAUUGCGAAAAACUUCUAAAAUGCAAAAUGGAUUUAGAUUGCAACAAAAUCUUGUUCUUUGAUUUUGAGGCUCAUGAAACUAAUUCAAAUGCCCACAAACUCACAUACUUCUCAGGAAAGUCGCCAUUUCCAGCUUUGGAUGCAUUUGUGGAAUCUAUUGCCUCUAUUGGAAAUGUUCCAGGUUGGACUGUUUUUGCAUUUGCUAUGAAGAAUUCGGAGUGGUAUUGGUUUUCAGCAUGUGGUUUUGAUGGUCUAUAUUCAGUCAUGUACAUCAUUGAUUUUCAAAGGGCUGGCUAUUACCAGAAAUGCUAUGACCCUGAUUGUAGAGGAUACCGUUCUCCAUCUGUACCAUGGGAUGUGAUUCCUGACAGCAAGGCACUAUUCAGUUCAGUAAAUACAGAAAAUUGUAGGGAGAUUAUGGACAUAGGUUUCAAUACUCAGUUUGAUGGAAAAGCAACGUGUGAUAAUGGUAAGUGGAUUACUGACAGCUGCAAGAAGGACAGCAGCUGGUGGCAAGAAGCCAUGAGAUAUGCUGACUGCAUUGAGAAAAUGAGAAAUGCAGCUGAGUUAAGCAAAUUGGAGGACAUGGGUGAAGAUUGUGAAUGGUGGUUGGAUGCAGAAAGGUUCAUAAAUCAAGUUGAAGAUAUAAUUGAUCGGUAA